Molecule: messenger RNA, 476 nt
Organism: Pisolithus orientalis
Lineage: Eukaryota; Fungi; Basidiomycota; Agaricomycetes; Boletales; Pisolithaceae
Exons: 3
Coding region: 175-435 (86 amino acids)
Source: RefSeq, a predicted model, not a curated record
GAACCCUACAAUCUCUCUUUGCAGUACUCGAAACGUCUCUUACGGCACUGGAAGAGCACCCUCGCGUCAUUUCCGUACAAUCAUUUGUUUAUUCCUGAGUUGCAUCCUUAGUCGUGCUGCCCCCGACGUACAUCCUUCCUAUUUCCGAGGUACGCAUGUUAUACAUACCGUUUUAUGUGCUGUCUCGUGUUUCCAUAUCUCUCAAUCUUCUCCUCCUUCGUCACGUCAUUCGUGGUGUGUAGCGGUACAUCCAAAUACAUGUCUGGUGUCAUAAUGUGGCCUCCAUACUAUGGCACACCUUCGCGGGGUGGCAGGAGAGAGCCAAGUACGUUCGAAAUCGUACGCGGACGACCGCGACAAGCAAUGCGACAAGUAAAACCCAAGCAAUCGUUGGCUUCGAAUACCAUCCUGGUAAUGCCCAGGCUAGAUCUUUGAAUCACCCUGAGCGUUCGCCCUUCUCAGUGGCCCACGUCAUC